AUGAUAUUGGAUGAGUGGAAAAGACUCUACUCAAACACCAAGACCAACUUCCGCGAGGUUGCAAUCAAAGGUAAGAGGAAAGCAAGUGCUCAUUAUAUUCUAGGGUGGAGUUUUGCAUUGAAUGGGGUUGCUCCUCCAUUAGAUUAUGCACUACUUCCAAAGCCACCACCAAAGGAGAAACACUCACAGUCUUUUCCUUGGAUCAAGGUUAUAAUUGGCAUGAUGUCUCCUUUGACAUUUACCUUGUUGUGCCUUUUUCUUUAUGUGACACUCUAUAAGAGAUACACGGUAUUUGAAACUCUUGAGGACUGGGAAAUGGAUUGUCCUCACAGGUUCAGAUACAGAGAUCUUCACUUAGCAACAAAGGGGUUCGUAGAAAGCCAACUAAUUGGAGUUGGAGGCUUUGGUUCUGUUUACAAAGGGGUGUUACCCAGAACAGGAACUGAGGUUGCUGUUAAAAGGAUCCUGAGAACUCCAGCCAAAGGAAUGAGGGAAUUUGCAUCUGAGAUUGAAAGCUUAGGAAGAUUGAGGCACAAGAAUUUGGUGAACCUUCAAGGGUGGUGCAAGCACAAGAAUGAUCUCCUUUUGGUUUAUGAUUACAUUCCAAAUGGGAGCCUUGACUCUCUCCUAUUCAGUAGAAGCUUUGUUUUGGAUUGGGAUCAAAGAUUCAGAAUUCUCAAAGGUGUAGCUGUUGGGCUGUUGUAUCUGCAUGAAGAAUGGGAGCAAGUGGUGAUCCAUAGAGAUGUGAAAUCUAGCAAUUUUCUUAUUGAUGGGGACUUUAAUGCUCAUUUAGUUGCUCGGCUCAAUGGUGACAACGCAUUGUACCUGUCUACUCCCAUUGAUAAAGAGGCCCGUAUCGACCAAUGGAUUGAUUUUUCAACUUUGGAGAUUGAUUCUAAUAAUCCUUAA
This is a messenger RNA of Vigna angularis (adzuki bean), 909 nucleotides long. RefSeq names its product lectin-domain containing receptor kinase VI.4. The coding region runs from base 1 to 909 and encodes 302 amino acids. Gene Ontology annotation, cellular component: plasma membrane. The transcript is spliced from 4 exons. The record is from RefSeq and is a predicted model, not a curated record. Gene Ontology annotation, molecular function: ATP binding; protein kinase activity. NCBI's taxonomy places the organism in Eukaryota, Viridiplantae, Streptophyta, Magnoliopsida, Fabales, Fabaceae. Gene Ontology annotation, biological process: protein phosphorylation.